UGGGAUUCGUGAUGGGAGAGAGACUCCAUCGCCGAGUAAUAUCAUUCACUCCAGUGAAUGAACAUCUAGCCACAAUCCGCAUCAAAGCGAGGUUCUUCAACAUAUCGCUGAUUUGCGUCCACACCACGACGGAAGAGAAGGACGAUGUGACCAAAGAUGCCUUUUAUGAGCGCUUGGAGCGCACUUAUGGGAGCUGCCCCCGCCACGAUGUCAAAAUCGUGCUUGGUGGAUAAAGAAGGUAUCUUUGCCACUACGGUCGGUAAAUUCAUCCUCCACGAGGAAACAUCCCCAAAUGGGUUGAGGCUGAUCGAAUUCGAUCGGAGCCCGAAAUAUGGUUAUCUGUAGUACUAGAUUCCAGCAUAAGAAGAUCCAUCAAGCUACCUGGCUGUCUACGGAUCGAAAAACCACCAACCAGAUUGAUCAUGUUGUGAUAGACGAAAGACACCUCUUCAGUGUUUCAGAUGUGCGUGCGCACCAAGGUCCUAACAUCGGCUCGGAUCACUAUCUUGUUGCCGCCGAGAUUCGCACCCGCCUCUGUGCAGCAAAAAACGCACGCCAACAAACACAAGGAAGGUUCGACGAGCAUUUCCAGCUCUUGUAACGAUUUGGUUCAAUAAAUUUUAUUUAAUCAACUCAGUCCUAUUACUUUUCGGAAAAAAACCUGUAUUCUUUGCUAUUCUGUGUGGGAAUCUUUGGUAUUCGGGGAAUUGUUCGGCACCUAUUCAAAGCAGCGCCAAUGUAGCGCCAUUUCUCACCUAUCUUUGUGACGAUGAUUUAUUGAAGAGCGCGGUCAAUAAGAUGGAGUUCUUGAGCCUCAAACUAGAGAAUUAUAAUCUGCGUAUUCAAAGUGAAUUUGUGGCAAUGAAGGAGCAGCUUCUUCGUGAAGUAAAAACGAAUCUCGAAUUGUUAGAUUCGAAAAUUACAACGAAAUGUAAUGAAGAGAGCAAAAAUGUGGUUGCUGCGCCACCUGCAACCAAGAAAGCAGCAUCGUGUACCGAAGCGAUGCGUCAAGAAAACGGGAAAUAUGGAGAGAGUGGCGUUUAUGAACUUUAUCUGCCAGAAUUUCUUCAUCAUCCUUUCUAUGUUUAUUGCUUACGUGAUCCCGAUGGCGAUGAACCAUGGACCGUAAUUCAACGUCGUCAAAACAACGACACCGACUUCUAUCGUGGGUGGUUCGAGUAUGAACACGGUUUCGGCGAUUUGAAUGCCAAUUUCUUCCUCGGCUUGGAUAAAAUACAUGCAUUGACUCAUUCGCGAACUCAUGAGCUUUGGUUUCAAUUGGAGGAUUUUGAAAAUGAGAAACGUUUUGCCAAGUACGAUUUUUUCGCUAUAGGCAACGCUCAAGAUAAGUAUGAGUUAAUUGCGGUUGGAAAAUAUUCAGGCACGGCCGGUGAUUCGUUGUCUUAUCAUCUGGGGCAAAAAUUCACCACUAAAGAUAAGCACAACGACGAAGAUAGUGAUAACUGUGCAGUACGACAUAAGGCCGCUUGGUGGUAUAAGCAUUGUCUUGAGAGCAAUCUGAACGGUUUAUAUUUAGGAGGAGAAUAUCCAAAAAGUCAGGAAGGCAGAGGCGUAGUGUGGUAUCCCUGGCAUGGAAUUUAUUACUCCCUCAAAUAUGUACAUAUGGCUAUAAGACCAAAGUAUUAUCACUGAGUUGGUCGGUUGCUAUUGAAAAUCAUAGCCUCCAUAAGUGUUUAACAUUACUGACGUUAAAGCUGUAGAAACAAAUUUAACUUAGCAUACAGUUUUAUAAAACUUUGCAUAUUCUAUUAAGCAACAAAUAAUACAUUAUUUGAAAAAAAGA
Messenger RNA from Bactrocera dorsalis (oriental fruit fly), 1804 nucleotides. Its product is annotated as microfibril-associated glycoprotein 4-like. Lineage: Eukaryota; Metazoa; Arthropoda; Insecta; Diptera; Tephritidae. The coding region runs from base 799 to 1653 and encodes 284 amino acids. The transcript is spliced from 5 exons. The record is from RefSeq and is a predicted model, not a curated record.